This is a messenger RNA of Plectropomus leopardus (leopard coralgrouper), 1634 nucleotides long. RefSeq names its product retinol dehydrogenase 8a (gene rdh8a). The record is from RefSeq and is a predicted model, not a curated record. Gene Ontology annotation, molecular function: all-trans-retinol dehydrogenase (NAD+) activity; estradiol 17-beta-dehydrogenase [NAD(P)+] activity. Gene Ontology annotation, biological process: retinol metabolic process; estrogen biosynthetic process. Gene Ontology annotation, cellular component: cytoplasm; cytosol. NCBI's taxonomy places the organism in Eukaryota, Metazoa, Chordata, Actinopteri, Perciformes, Serranidae.
UAAGCACUGCCCACUCUGCAACACGCACGUGCGCGCAUGCACGGCCACACACAUUUUAGAGGAAUUAACUUCAUUUUCAAGGCAGGCGGCACCUAUCAAGUUUAAAGUCUUGUCUGCGAGUGGUGUUUGCAAUGCCACGUCCUUUUUUUGGUUACUGAUUUUAUUGAACAUGUGACUGAAUUAGAGGCUCACAUGGCUGCGGUGGCUGCAUGAUCCGCUUUAGUUUUUUAAAGUCCGGUGAUCGGUAGCUCCCUCGGCAGCGACCAUCCAGAGCAGAGGACCGCUGCAAAACACAGCGCCUACCCGGACAAAUCAUGGCGAACAGCGGGCAGAAAGUUGUGCUGAUCACCGGCUGCUCCUCCGGCAUCGGGUUACGAAUCGCCGUCACGCUGGCCAAAGAUGAAAAGAAGCGUUACCAUGUCAUUGCCACCAUGCGGGACCUGAAGAAGAAGGACAAGCUCGUAGAGGCAGCUGGAGAUGCAUAUGGCAAGACCUUGAUGUUGCUUCCACUAGACGUGUGCAGUGAUGAGUCAGUCAAGCAGUGCAUCAACAAUGUCAAGGACCGUCAUAUUGAUAUCCUGAUUAACAACGCAGGUGUGGGCCUGCUGGGACCUGUGGAAAGCAUCAGUAUCGAGGAGAUGAAGAGAGUAUUUGAGACCAACUUCUUUGGCGUCGUUCGCAUGAUCAAGGAAGUGAUGCCAGACAUGAAAAAAAGGCGUUCUGGACACAUCGUGGUCAUGAGCAGCGUCAUGGGUCUUCAGGGAGUGGUGUUCAACGAUGUUUACACAGCCUCUAAGUUUGCCAUGGAGGGUUUCUGUGAGAGUAUGGCUGUGCAGCUGAUGAAGUUCAAUAUCCGGUUGUCCAUGAUCGAGCCUGGCCCGGUGCACACUGAGUUUGAGACAAAGAUGAUGGAGGACGUGGCCAAGAUGGAGUAUCCGGGAGUAGAUGCCGACACAGUUCGUUAUUUUAAAGACGUUUACCUGCCGUCAUCCAUAGAUAUAUUUGAAGCCAUGGGACAGACGCCAGAGGACAUAGCCAAAUGCACUAAAAAGGUUAUUGAGUCAAGCAGCCCUCGCUUCAGGAAUCUGACCAACAGCCUCUACACACCCAUUGUGGCCUUAAAGUACGCAGAUGAGACUGGUGGCCUGUCUGUCAACACCUUCUACAACCUUCUCUUCAAUUUCGGCCCUCUCAUGCACAUCACCAUGAGCAUCCUCAAGUGCCUGACAUGCAGCUGCCUGCGUAGACGCACCAUCUCACCUAACUGAGGGCAUCCAAUCCUGCCCCAUACACUUCCAGUUUGUUGACCCCCCACCCAGUUCCUACUGCCUUUUUCCUGAGGUUUGGGGCUAAGCAGGUAGACUAGAGCCAGUAACUCUGAACAGAGGAGGUGCCUUUUAGUUCAAAGACACUACCAUGAUAAGCUUUGCCAGACAACAUGCACAAUUGCACAUAUUUGUCACAGAGAUGUUGAAUGCAGGAUGACCUCAUGCACUCACACAGACAGAGACACAGAAGCAUCACACACGUUAGAUUGUUGUACAUACAUACUAUAAAGCUACGGCCAUGCCUUGGUCAGAUAUAGAAUGGUUUUAUAGUGGUUAGAUGUCUAUAUCGUUUUAACUCACAGACAG